Messenger RNA from Eimeria acervulina, 330 nucleotides. RefSeq lists its product as hypothetical. Lineage: Eukaryota; Apicomplexa; Conoidasida; Eucoccidiorida; Eimeriidae. The record is from RefSeq and is a predicted model, not a curated record. The transcript is spliced from 3 exons. The coding region runs from base 1 to 330 and encodes 109 amino acids.
AUGAAGAUACAAGUAGAAGCCACGGACCUCCGAGAUGAUAAGCAAUACACCGCAAUCGUCGAGGCCUGGGAAACCUUAGACACCGUUCGGGCUAUUCUAGCUGAGAAGAUUCCUAAUGCCCCGCCUAAACAUCAAUUUUUUUAUGUUCGCGAGGAGUUUGUAAAUUCGUCGAUACCCGCAGACCAACUGCGAAAAAAAUCAAGAGCAGCAGGCAUGUUAGACGAUGUAGAAGAAAAAGAAGGAGAGCCUAAGCUCGCUCGCUGUUUUGUUUAUGUUAAUCCAACGCCUUUAGAUUUCAGCGAUAUGUUGAAUGAUGGUGAGGCAAUAUAA